Molecule: messenger RNA, 2495 nt
Organism: Carcharodon carcharias (great white shark)
Lineage: Eukaryota; Metazoa; Chordata; Chondrichthyes; Lamniformes; Lamnidae
Gene: orc2
Product: origin recognition complex, subunit 2
Exons: 15
Coding region: 444-2078 (544 amino acids)
Biological process (GO): DNA replication
Cellular component (GO): nucleus; nuclear origin of replication recognition complex
Molecular function (GO): DNA replication origin binding
Source: RefSeq, a predicted model, not a curated record
AAAAAGAUUUUCCUCAUUUUUCCAUUGCUCCAUUUGCCAAUAACUUUAAAUCUGUGCCCUCUCGUUCUUGUUCCUUCCACCAAUGGGAACGGUCUCUGCCCAAUCUCCUCUGUCCAGGCCCUUCUCCAUCUUGAACACCUCUAUCAAAUCUCCUCUCAGCCUGCUCUCCUCCAAGGAAAACAGUCCCACCUUCUCCAAUCUAUUCACAAAACUGAAGUUCCUCAUCCCUGGAACCAUUCUUGUGACUCUCUGCAAUGCCUUCAUAUCCUUCCUAAAGCAUGACUCUCUCUUGAUCUCUUUCAGGCAUUCCCGCACUCCUUUGCCUGUGCGUUUGCUCUCCCCAUUUCUCUCUCUCUCUCUCUCUCCUCCCGCUCUCUCCUUGUUCCUAUCUACCAGUUCACUGGAAUGACUGCACCUGGAGGGCUCCCCAGUACCACUAUUUAAUGGGUUUCUCGGUGACUUGCUUUUCAGGUAUUAAUCGGAAGAACAAUGUGCCUCUGACAUUAGUGAACGUGAAGAAAGCUUCCCAGAAAUGGGAGAAGACGGAGCAGGAUCUAGAGAGUUCGGAAAUCUUCAAUGAGCGCGAUUAUGUGGAGGCCCUUGGAGCAGGCAACCCAGGUUGCCAGGGUGACUCGAGUGGUGACGUGGCUGCAGCCGGCCGGGCGGUAUUUGCCUUUCCAACCAUCAAAAAGGCAGACAAGAUGGCAAAGCUGGCCUCUGAACUCGCCCAGACUCCCGGGAAAAGUGUAACGUUCUGUGCAGCUGACAGGCGAUUGACAACGGAUCAGAUCAGGAAUCAAGGACAGGCGAUCCAGAGCAAGACCCCGUCAAAGGGGAAGAGGCAGUUUGUGUCGACAACCCCCUACAGACUGAGGAAACGUCUGACCAACUCGGCUGAUUUGAGUAGCGGCAGCGAGAGCGAUUACUCCUCAUCAGACUCCGAGAGUGGACAGGAACGUUCCCCAGGAGGAGUCCCCAAUCCCAGACCCAUGCCGGAAAGAGCAGCGACUCCAGCCAAAACGCCGGUUAAGAAAUCCAGGAAAGAGGCCCAGCCCAGCGAUGUUGAGCUGUACUUCGAAGCUCACAGCAGUUCAAAGGUCCUGACCUCUGAUCGCACGUUACAGAAGCUGCGGACCCCGAAGCUGGAUCAGGAGGCCAUGACGAGGCUGCUGAGUGACGACCGUUCACCCUUUGCAGGUGAACUCAGGCAGCUCAAAGAGGAACAUGAGCGACUUUUCCACAAAUGGAUGCUGCAGACACAAUUGGGGUUCAGCCUCGUGUUGUAUGGCCUCGGCUCCAAGAGGGAGUUGCUGGAGGACUUCCGCUCUCAGAUGUUGGAAGGGAUAGUCCACGUGGUGGUGAAUGGAUUUUUCCCGAGUAUUACCCUUAAAUCCAUUCUGAACUCCAUAACAGAGGAGGUUUUAGGAAAUGAAGGAAGCUUCCGGAACCCCAUGGACCAGCUCGACUUUAUCGUCAGGGCAUUUAAAGAGGAUUCCUCACUGGAUCUUUAUCUUCUCAUCCAUAACAUCGAUGGGCAGAUGCUGCGGGGGGACCGGAACCAGCAGAUACUGGGCCAGCUCAGUGCCAUUCCUGGCAUCCACCUCAUCGCAUCCAUUGAUCACCUGAAUGCCCCUCUGAUGUGGGAUCAGACGCGAAGCUGCCUCUUUAACUGGCUGUGGUAUGAGGUGACGACCUUUAGACCCUACACGGAGGAGACCUCAUACGAGAACUCGCUGCUGGUGCGACAGUCGGGAACCUUGGCGCUGAGCUCGCUGACUCACGUACUCCGCAGUCUCACUCCCAACGCCAGGGGAAUAUUUAAGCUCUUGGCUCAGUUUCAGUUGGAGAACAAGGAUAACUCGUCCUAUCCAGGCUUAUCCUUUCAGGAUUUCUACCAGCGAUGUCGCGAUGACUUCCUGGUGAAUAGCAACCUCACCCUGCGGGCACAGCUCACCGAGUUUCGAGACCACAAACUCAUCAGGAAUAAAAAGGGUGCUGAUGGUGUCGAAUACCUCAUCAUCCCCAUCGACGUGGCAACACUGAGUGACUUCUUCGAAAUGGAGGACAAGGAGACUUAGAUUGAAGGGGAAGAUCCCUGGGAAUCGAUAACCAAACGGCUGCAGAAUUCCAGGAACAAAUGGGGAAAUCCCAGGCUCCAGUCGCCAGAAGAUCUUCAGUGCCUUGUGCCCGAUGUGAGGGAUCAGAAUGGAAAUCUGUACUCCAGUAAGCUUAUUUCCCAAGUUACUGGUAACCAGGCUAACCCUCUCACCUAUAUUCGAAUUCCUGGAGCAUGGUUAGAGGGCGGACCGCGAAUACUUUCACCUUUUUGCAGGUUGAUAUUUUGGGUGGUCUGUUUUGACCUAAUCUGGUGAGAUAUUCACUGUGUUUUACUGCUCUAUCUCUGAUAAAACCUGAUUAUUUGUUUACUGACGUCACAUGGCUGCUGUUAUUUGCAAAGUUUUUUAAAAAAAAUAAAUAAAUAAAUUUCUAUUAAA